GUGUGUCCGCGUGCAAUAUCACCGACUCUUCAUUGCAAGAAUACUAGAACCAUGCGUCUUCGUUACUACCUCGACGCCGCCGGUACCUUGUGAACCCGCUCGUUCGCCCGAUUAUCUGCUCGGAGCUUUCGGAAGGAUUCGAGGACGAGUCGAAUUAGCGAAAUUGCCGAUCACCCAGAAUCGCGCCGAUUAUCCAAGAGCGGACAUGGCGUUUUCUGUGCUCCAGACGAAAAGCGAUGCUCACACGGAGGAGAUCUGGGCAUGCACCUGGGUCAGAUCAGUCAAAACGAAUGAGCACCUACUCAUCACCGGAAGUCUCGAUGAUUCGGUCAAAGUUUGGGUCUGGGACGAGGAUAGGCAACUAGAACUGAAACACACUCUCGAGGGUCAUUGUCUCGGAGUGAACUCAGUCACUGCUAACGCGGAGGGCACUCUUCUGGCAUCCAGCGCGUUGGACGCUACAGUGAAGUUUUGGGAUUUGGAGUCCGGCGAAGAGACGAAUGUUAUCGAGUCUAAUGAGCACCACGCUUGGAAAGUGGCUUUCUCGCCGGAUUCUCGGCUCAUCGCCGUGGGAACUCAGCAGAGGAAAGUCCAUCUCUUCGAAGUCGAGAGUCGGAAGAUGGUGGGGGACCUGGACACAACCGGGAAGUUCAUCAUGGCAUUGACCUUUUCCCCGAAUGGGAAAUAUCUGGCGACAGCGUCAAUCGAUGGACCUGUGAACAUAUACGACCUGCAAACAUCGGCACUUCUGACAACUCUGGAUGGCCACGCGAUGCCUGUUCGAGGCAUUGCUUUCUCUCCAGAUUCCUCGAUGCUCGUUACGGCUUCAGAUGAUAAACACAUCAAGAUCUAUGAAGUCCGCCGAUUGGAUCAGAGCACCGAUGUCCAUCUAGCAGCCACGCUCUACGGCCACGGCAGCUGGGUCGCGGACGUGAAGUUCGCACCCGACGGCAAACGGUUCGCCACAGGCUCCGCCGACAACACGGUUAAGGUUUGGGACAUCGGAGCGCGAGACUGCUUGCACACGUUUACCGCACACUCCCAACAAGUGACGGGGAUCGCUUACAGCCCCAACGGGAGCCGCCUCGCUUCCAUUUCGGAUGAUCGCAGCAUAAACAUCUACAACGUGCCUGUCUGAGACUUGUCGAUUCUCUCGCUUCUGCUCCCCGAUCCCACAGAGAAGUCAUGUCCAGUGUGGCGGAUGGAAUCGAGCGAUCCGGUUCGGGAGAAAUUCCGUUUAUCUACAUUCGUCGCCGUUUCGAAGGUCGGAAGCUGGCAACGAAUCCGGAUAGGAAUUUGUUUGUGGUCGAUCCCUGAGCUUCCCCUCGAACUUCCUCUAAUCUCUGAUCUCAUUUCAGGAGAGCGCGUGUACACCUUCAAGAUGACUGAUUUAGAGGGUAAACCCACGAAAAGUGCGCAUCCCGCAAGGUUCUCACCCGACGACAAGUACUCUGAACAACGAGUACUUUGCAAGAAGAGGUUUGGGCUCCUGCCGACUCAGCAGCCGGCCCCGAUCUAUUAGGUUAAUCUGCUGACGGGC
Molecule: messenger RNA, 1540 nt
Organism: Galendromus occidentalis (western predatory mite)
Lineage: Eukaryota; Metazoa; Arthropoda; Arachnida; Mesostigmata; Phytoseiidae
Product: WD repeat-containing protein 61
Exons: 2
Coding region: 206-1138 (310 amino acids)
Molecular function (GO): protein binding
Source: RefSeq, a predicted model, not a curated record